Messenger RNA from Cotesia congregata, 4206 nucleotides. Lineage: Eukaryota; Metazoa; Arthropoda; Insecta; Hymenoptera; Braconidae. The record is from the annotation of a GenBank genome assembly.
AUGUUCUUUCCAAUUGGUUGGCCGAGGGUUUUAAACCCGUCAGAACUCAAUCAAAUAAAUGCUAUUGUAUGUAAUAGAGACAAAAUUUUGUUUGCUAUUUUGACAAGAGAUACUUUAGCAAUUUGGUAUUGUAAACCGUGCGUACCUAUUGUUUUUCAUAGAAGAACUAAAGAUUCAAUAGAAAAAUAUGGUGAAAAUUUAUUGGUACAGUGGAAACCCGAUUCUAGUAUGCUGACAGUAGCAACAACAGAAAGUUAUUUAUUAUUCUACCGAUUAUCCGACAGUGGAGGAGAUAAUCAUGGUCUAUAUGAGCAAAAAGAUUCCCCAGUGUCUAGUUUGCGCCGUGACAGCGCAGAGCUUUUUAUAAAAGAAGUAAUUCCAUCCUUAGUACUAACAUUUGUCAUCCCCGUGUGGAUAGACGGUGGAAUAAGUUCAUUAGUAUGUAUCAGAGAUGAGCUAAUGGUCGCCACAAAAACGAGUAUAAUAAUAAGACAGCGCUGGGAAGGUUCUGUAAAUCGUGACUACUCAUUAGACCUAAAAAGAGUUCCUUUUAGUGUUGAUCAACAAAUUUCAACAGUUGCUGUGCCAAUAACCGAUAAUAAUAUUUAUGUAACAGAUAUUGAAUAUUCUCCAUUAGUUGGAGGUUUCGCAAUCGUUUUAAGUAAUGGAAAAGCUGCUUUCUUAACAGCCCAGUCGUUGAAAUUCGAUCCAAAUCAAGUACAGGGUAUUUAUGCCAAAGAUCUAGAUGAUGCAACAUGUGCUGCUGUUAAUCACAAAUAUCGUUUGAUUGCAUUUGGACGUAAAAAUUCUCAAGGAGUUGUUUACUAUGUUGAUGAGACAACAGGAGGUCUUGAAGUGUCUCACACGCUCAGUUUGUCUUCAAAAGAUUAUCCAGGAAGACCGGGGAAUGUCAAGUGCCUCAGAUGGACACCUGAUAGCUGCGCUAUUGCUUUAGCUUGGGACACUGGAGGUUUGGCUAUUUGGAGUACAUUCGGAGCACUUUUACUUUGUACUUUAAAAUGGGAUUAUGGCUUACAUGUUGAUUUAACUCGUGAUAAUCCACUGCGUGUUCAUACAAUGGAAUGGUCAGCUGAAGGUUAUCAAUUAUGGAUGCUUAGAGAAUCUCCAAAUAAUACAAUUAAUCAAGAAAAUAAUGAAGAUGUAGUUAAUCAAGAAUGUUCUUUAAUUCAAUUAGACUUUGUAAAAAGUCCUCUUACAGGACAUCACGGGCAUUUAUAUCUCCAAGGCGAAGAUCGUUUGUACCUUAAUUUAGGUGGUGUAGUAACAGAUACACCAAAUUUUCAUUUAGGAAAUGAUAUUGUAAAUGACUCAACCUGCCAAACAUUAGCUGGAUCAAAGCAGUGGCUAGUAGUACCAAUACCGAGUGUAUAUAGUGGUUCCAACUGGCCAAUUCGAUACACAGCAAUUGACAAUGAAGGACAGAAUAUUGCUGUGGCGGGACGUACAGGAUUGGCGCAUUAUUCUUUAUCCUCCCGAAAAUGGAAACUUUUCGGUAAUGAGAAUCAAGAAAGAGAUUUUAUAGUAACUGGAGGUUUGCUUUGGCACCGAGGAUUCAUGAUCGCUUCCAGUUACUCUAUUGUAGAGGACAAAGAUGAGAUAAGAAUCUAUCCCCGAGACACAAGACUGGAUAAUAAUUAUGUUAAAAGUGUUCGAAUGCCUUCUCAAGUAUUACUCGUCAACACAAUGAAAGAGAGGCUGGUUAUAUUUUGUGCUAAUGCUCAAGUCAGUAUUUUCGACAUGACGCUCGAAGGAAUUGAAGGUACUGGAAGUAUUGAGCUCACAAGAACUCAAAUUGUUGACAUUAGCGGACUUUGUGUACACCCAGCUUGUGUUGUUAGCGUAACACUGACAACAAUACGAGCUGAAACAGCUGGGACUCAUCCACACCCAGAGAGUUUGCUUUUGAAUGUGUCUGGAAAACUUUUAAUGGUACAACGUGAGCAUUGUACUGACAAUACUGAAGUUCUAUUCACAUGUGGAGCUCCAAACGUCUUAGCUUCCUGCGUAGAGAACGUCUGGGUCCCAUGGAGAUCUCGCCGAGACAAACCUCACCUCACCGAAGCCCUAUGGCUCUUUUGCGGUGCCCAUGGAAUGCGAGUCUGGCUGCCUUUAUUCCCCCGCAACCACCAAGACAACGCGCAUACAUUUAUGAGCAAGAGAAUAAUGCUGCCCUUUCAAUUAAAAAUCUACCCCCUGGCAAUCCUCUUCGAGGACGCAAUAAUCCUCGGCGCCGAAAACGACACAGUUCUAUACACCUCAGACAGCAACUCGCCUUUCUCAUUGCCUUUUAGCCUACUCGAACUAACCAGCCAAGUGUAUCUCCACCAAAUCCUUCGCCAGUUAAUCCACCGCAACCUGGGUUACCACGCCUGGGAAAUAGCCCGCUCUUGCGUAGCACUGCCCUAUUUUUCCCACUCAUUAGAACUAUUACUCCACGAAGUCCUCGAAGAAGAAGCCACCAGCAAAGAGCCAUUACCCGACGCUCAAUUACCAAGUGUUGUAGAAUUUAUCCGUGAAUUUCCCGGAGUCUGGGCCCGAGCUGUAGUCCAGUGUGCUCGCAAAACCGAAAUUGCAUUAUGGCCAUAUUUAUUUUCAAUUGCCGGAUCACCAAAAAAACUCCUACAAGAUUGUCUACAGCGCCAACAAUUAGACACUGCGGCAAAGCCUUCGUCUGUCAGCAGACAACACGCGACUUUAUUAUUAGACGCGGCAUUGGAACAAGGAAGAUGGGAAUUAUCGCGUGACUUGGUACGAUUUCUUCGAGCAAUUGAUCCAAAUGAUGUAGAGUCACCUCGAAAUUCUUGGGGCGGUUCUGGUAAAUUAUCCGGUCCGCCUCCAACUCCAUCAGUCUCUCCUCAUGAAGAAGAUCUUUCUUUAGUUCUAGGAACUAUGCAAGUCUCAAGAAGCCGCAGUUACAGUACAACAAUUACUCCUAAAGUUCAAUUUGAUUCUAAUAAAGAUCCGCCUUCUUCAAUGUUAGAAAAAACUAGGAAUGCUGUAAUGCGACGGAAAAAAUCUGUCCCAAGUUUUAAGCCUGAAAAAAAUAACAAUAAUAUUAAUAACAAUAAUAGUAAUAAUAAUCAAGAAACAGCAGAAGAAUUUUUUAUUGAUGUUAUUUUACAAAGACAUGCUAGAAGAUUGCUUUCAGCUAGAAGACUUGCAGAUUUAGGACACUUUGCAGCGCGUUUAGAUUUUUAUUUGGUCAGUUGGUUGGCCAGAGAACGAGAACGUGCUGCUAAAAUUGACGAUUUUAUAAUUGCACUUAAAGCUGCGCAUGAAGAUUUUUCUUUUCCGUACCCGACUUUGUCUUUAACUAAUUUAGAAAAAUUAAGACGGCCUAGUCAUGCUAUGUCUACUAGGUCUAGGUCUGUUGAAUAUUCGGAGAAUGAAACCCAAACUACUACGACUUUUACUAAUAAUAUAAAUAAUAAUAAUAAUAAUAAUAAUAAUAAUAAUAAUAAUAAUAAUAAUAAUAAUGGGGAUUUACCAGCAGACAGUGGGUAUACUAGUUUGUCUAGUACGAGGCCUGGAGGAAUUUAUGGAUUAGUGUCACCUGUAGCGAGUCUUGAAACGCAGUUUCCGAUUGUGGAGACGAAGUUGACUCCGAGGAUUCAUCAGGACGCGGGGAGUGUGCUGAGUGAUACCAGCACGAUUUGGAGAGACGAUGUGGAAUCUGUUGUGGGAACUUGUUGGGUCUCCAGUGAUGCUAUUGAGCCAGUUGAUAAUAAUUUGAGCUCAAUUUGUGGACCGACUAGUCGGGCUCAGGUGCAAGUUAGGUAUCUGCUGCAAUUGUUCUUGGAGGCUGGGUGUAUUGGAUGGGCAGCGGUGCUGAGUACGAUGUUGAGAGAUGCUUCGGCUAUGGCGAGGACGAUAAGAGCGGCUCAUGCUCCUAUGCAGACUUUGGAACACUCAUCAGUGAGUCAAGCUUCCUUAACUGUUGCCUCCACAGUUACUGCUGCUACACCAAAUACUACCAAGGAAGAAAUUAAAAUUGAUGAACUAUUCCCUGGUACCGGCAUCGGCAAAGAGGCUAUUCAUAAUGGCAGUAAUGAAAAGUAUGAUGAUUCUCAGCAACAGUCUAAUUGUGUAAUCUCACGGUUCCGCGGUGGCGUCUUUUGUACCAUGGACAGCAACUGCAGCACAAACACGAGAUGCAUAAAACGAAGAAUGUCACUACGACAAUAA